This is a messenger RNA of Prorocentrum cordatum, 1798 nucleotides long. NCBI's taxonomy places the organism in Eukaryota, Dinophyceae, Prorocentrales, Prorocentraceae. The record is from the annotation of a GenBank genome assembly.
GGCCGCGGCAGCGCUGGCGGGCGCAGCGGCGCCGCCGGCCGCGGCAGGGCUGGGCGGCGCCGGCCCCGCCGAGGUGCUGGGGCACCUCUGGGACGCGCUGCCGGCCGGCUCCGUGCGGGCGCAGCUCGAGGAGUGGGCCGGGCUGGCGGCGACCCGGGCGGGCGCCCGCAAGAGCGCGGGCGGGGCGCAGCUGCUUGAGCUGCGCCUUCUCGAGGGCCUGCUGGUGAGGCUGGCCGACAGCCACCGGGACUUCGGCGCGACGGUGGGUCGGUCCCUGCAGCUAUCGAGGCUGCUCUGGGCGGGCGUGCACUCGCGCAGCCGCGCCGCCUGGGCGCGCGAGGCGCGCGAGGCGCGGGGCAGACCGCCGCUCGACGCCUCGGUGGAGCCCGUGCACAUCGCCAUGGUGGCGUCGGUGGGCAAGCCCGUCUUCGGCCGCAAGGCCCUCAUCGGCGUGCGCUCCGCGCUCUUCUUCGCGCGGUCGAGGCCGCUCCGGUUCCACCUCCUCGUCGACGAGGAGGGCGAGGAGGACAUGCGGAGGGCCCUGGGCACGCUGGAGCCCUGGCUGAGGAGCCGGGGGCAGUUCCGGCUCUACCGCGCGGAGGCGCAGGAGCACGUGUGGCGGCGGGUGAGGGCCAUGUUCCCGGCGGACUGCCUGAACUUCAAGGCCAGGGAGGGGAGCCACCACUACGGCAGCCCCGGCUUCCUGCGCUUGUUCCCCCACGAGAUCGUCCGCGAGCCGGGGGCCAGGGUCGUCGUCUGGGUGGAUGCGGGCGACUUCGCCUUCAUGUCGGACCCCGCUGACCUGCUGGUGCAUCACAGCGCCUUCGGCCCCGAGCAGAUGGUCGCAGCGCCCGUGCUCCGGGAGCUGCCCUUCCAGAUCUUUGACCUGCCCAGGCUGCGGCGGGCGAACUGGACGCAGAUGGUGGCCGUGGCGGCCGCCGAGGGCUAUGCGGAGAGGGGCCCCGACCUCUGCUUCUACGGGGAGGGGCGGCUCUUCUCGGCGGUCGAUGCCUGGCCAAGCACUGGCACUAUCUGCCCAGCGGGUGGACCUUCGAGCCCUGGCAGGAGUGGCAGCCCUUCUUCGGGCUCGUCGACCUCUGGUCGAGGAGGGGCCUCGGCCAGGAGGAGGUGUGGCUGCGGCGGGCCUUCCCUGGCCUGCGCGACUUCGCCGACGUCCGGGUCGCCUGCCCCGACUGGCAGGAGGUGUUCUUCUUCAACUCCUUCUUCGGGAAGACAGCAGACGCCGAUCUGGAGGCCGCCGCGCUCAUCGCCAAGCAUUACCACGAGAUGCUUGCUACUAACAGCUCGUUCACGGACUGGAAGGGCCAAGAGCUGAGGUGCGGCGAGCGCAUCCGCGGCGUGCACCUGACGCUCCCGUUCCACAACAUCCCCUUUGCGCACCACUUCCUCAACUUCUGGGCUGGGGCCCCGGUGUGGGACAAGGACUGGCUGCGCGGGCGUGACCUGCGGAAGUAGCCCUGCACGUCUCCUCCCGCGCCCCGGGGCCGCCCGCGGCGGCCGCGAGCCGCGAGCCGCGCCCGCGCGCGCUCCGCUCGCGCGGGAGGCGCGCGCGAGGCCCCCCCUCUGCGGGGGGCGCGCGCAGCCGGGGCCGCGCCCCCCGGGCCUUGGCAUCGCUCGGGCGUGCGCAUUCUUCCUUCGGCGAAGGGCAUCGAGGGGCAUCCUUGCUCAUGUGGCGAAGCAAGCCACGCGCUCGAAAAGUGUGCAUGUUUCCCUCGGCGAAGGGCAUCGAGGAGCAUCCUUGCUCAUGUGGCGAAGCAAGCCACGCGCGAAAGCAAGC